Messenger RNA from Owenia fusiformis, 1108 nucleotides. Lineage: Eukaryota; Metazoa; Annelida; Polychaeta; Sabellida; Oweniidae. The record is from the annotation of a GenBank genome assembly.
GUCAUGAAUCGCCACAUAUAUUUAGGAGAACGAUAUGUAAUUCUGCAAUUUUCGAUUCUACGAUUCUUAGCAUGUUCAGAAGCAGCCAUUAUCCCAAUGUCUCCUAUAGGUCAUUAUCUAGAAUGUGUGCUAGAUGUGCCAGCACCAGGGCUAAGGAGGCUAAAACACGUGAAAUGAUAGGACGCAUGCUACGUGUAGACCAUGCAGGGGAAUUUGGAGCUAAUAAGAUAUAUGAGGGACAACAUGCUGUUCUUGGCAGAAUGAAUGUUGGUCCUAUCAUACAGCACAUGUGGGAUCAAGAGAAAGAGCACUUGGCUAAAUUUGAUGAGCUUCUGCCCGAGCACAGGGUACGGCCAACAGUAUUAUUACCUCUCUGGAGCUUAGCAGGAUAUAUGCUAGGAGCAGGUACAUCAUUACUUGGCCGGGAGGGAGCUAUGGCAUGUACUGAGGCUGUAGAGGACGUCAUCAUUGAACACUAUGAUGACCAAAUACGUGAACUGCUGGAAGAUGACCCUGAAAGACACAAGGAACUUAUUAAGGUGAUCCAGAAAUUUCGUGAUGAAGAAUCUGAACACAAAGACACAGGAAUAGAACAUAAUGCAAAAGAUGCACCUUUCUAUGAUGGACUUAGUCAGGCUAUAAAGGUUGGGUGUAAGGGAGCCAUAUGGUUAUCAGAACGAGUUUGAGACACCAAUAGAGACAAUCUGAGAAUGAAAAAGUGAAUUUUAUGUGUGGCUGGAAAUACCAAUUAUAUUAUCCCAAUGUACAAAGUUUAAUGGGGAUAUGGUGAUUUAUUUAUCAAAAAAAUAGAAUAAGUGUUUUUAUAGAAAGAAAUGCUUUGAAUCAAUGGCAUUUUAGAAAUAAGGUCAAUUAACAAUAAAUUGAUUAGUGUUGGGGAUACAACAAUUAAUGUUUUGUUAGUGACAUGUAUUCCUCAAUGGAAAUACAUUUUAAUUUGAAUCAAUCAUUAUAGACAAGAAUAUUAUCAAAUAAAAGCCUUUAGAAAGAGUGACUUCCUUCAUUUUGGCGAGCACCCAAAAGUCUUAUAUCAAAAUAAUCCUUUAUAUCUUACAAAAGAUUUGUGAGAUUUGCCAACUAGGUGGACGAG